Molecule: messenger RNA, 3410 nt
Organism: Cheilinus undulatus (humphead wrasse)
Lineage: Eukaryota; Metazoa; Chordata; Actinopteri; Labriformes; Labridae
Gene: adcyap1b
Product: adenylate cyclase activating polypeptide 1b
Exons: 5
Coding region: 312-839 (175 amino acids)
Biological process (GO): positive regulation of transcription by RNA polymerase II; positive regulation of ERK1 and ERK2 cascade; positive regulation of GTPase activity
Cellular component (GO): perikaryon; extracellular region; neuron projection
Molecular function (GO): pituitary adenylate cyclase activating polypeptide activity; peptide hormone receptor binding; neuropeptide hormone activity
Source: RefSeq, a predicted model, not a curated record
UCCAAGGCAAUCACAGCGCAGGGCAAAAAAGUUUAGAGCAAAGCGAUAUGUAGACGGAGACCCGGCGCACUUUUCCUCCAGAGUUUUUUGUUCCGGCUGCUUGAGUCUUAUUAUCUGUGUAUAAAAAGUGAGAGAGGAGGCUGUACGGAGUGGAAUCGCUCAAGGAGACGACGGAGGCGCUUCAGCCAGGGAAAGAAGUGCCGUGAGAAAGAUACCGUCUCUCUCUGUUUUUCACUCACUAGCAGCACAGCCGCGCCCGGAUCACAUCCUCCAGCACAGCAACCGCGCUCUCCCUGCUCCCCUGCUAUAGCAUGGCCAGUUCGAGCAAAGCCACUUUAAUCUUGCUCAUCUACGGAAUCUUAAUGCACUACAGCGUCUUCUGCACACCACUCGGACUAAGUUACCCUAAGAUUAGACUUGAAAACGACGCCUUCGAUGAGGAUGGCAACUCGUUAUCGGACAUGGGUUUCGAUAGCGAUCAGAUUGCUAUACGAAGCCCUCCAUCCUUAAACGACGACGCAUACACCCUGUACUACCCGCCAGAGAAGAGAUCAGAAAGGCAUGCUGAGGAAGAAUUAGAUAGAGCCUUGAGGGAGAUCCUGGGUCAGUUAACAGCGAGACAUUAUCUGCAUUCUCUGAUGACAAUUCGUGCAGGUGAAGACACCAGCAUGGAGGAGGAAUCAGAGCCCCUUUCCAAAAGACAUUCAGAUGGGAUCUUCACCGACAGCUACAGCCGCUAUAGAAAGCAGAAGGCGGUGCAGAAAUACCUGGCAGCGGUUCUGGGAAGAAGGUACAGACAGAGAGUUAGGAACAAAGGACGUCGGCUCGCCUAUUUGUAGCGCGCCUAAACUGCCCUCCUGUGUAAAUACAUCCAGUCGUUAAAUCAAAGUCAUUCAGAUAUAUCUGACCAACCAGUGGAUUGCGCCUGUGUUCUUUCAACAUGUAUUUAUGUAUGAAGUAAAGCCAUUAAAAUGAAUAUUUUAAUAAUAAUAUCGUUUUUUUUCUUUUUGUACAAAAGCACUUGAUACCGCACAGUUAAACUUUGUGGACCAAUAUUUUAUUUUCAUGUUAGGAUGUUGAAAUCAGAAAAAAAAAAAAAAGGAAAGAAAAGAAAGAAAGAAAUCAGAAAAAAGAUUAUUGUGCACCUUCAACGUUAUGCGCUUGAAAUCUUUACAAAGUCAUCUACAUAUGCAGAAAAUAAAUAGAUUUUAAAAAGACAAUCAAAGUAUUGAAUGUUAUACUUAUUUUUGUAACCAACGUUCUAUUUUUUUAGUGUCGUUUGUUUUCCAAAAAUAAAAAACAGGCCCAAAGAAGCAGUGAGCAUGCUCUGUGAGGCAUAUCCGCUUAUCCCUAAAUGAUAGAUGUUUUGCCCUUGUCCACCCUCCUCCUCCUCCUCUUCCUCCUGGCUCCCCUUAAUGGGAGCUCUGUGGGUUUGUAGAGCUUGCUGCCCCCUCCAGGGGGAUCCAGAUGGCUUUUGUUGCACAGCCUCUUAUUGGACGGAUAACUGAUUGACUUACACAGUGAUUGGUGUAACUGGUGGUUAAAAAGAGAACCCAAUCCUGUUUUUCAAAUUUAAUCACAGGCUUUAUUUUUAUUUUCCAAGGGGGUCAUUUUGCCUUUAAGGAAGCACUCUGUUAACAGUAUGCGGCAAACACUGCUUGCUCACUUGCCUCAAAGUCAUUUUACUGCAGGAGAUAAAUCAUGCUCGUGUUAAGAAUGUUCCAUUUAUGUGUGUAUGUGAGGGUGUGUUAUGUACAGCUAAGAAAUUACACAUCUCAAUGUUGUCAGGGUUAUUAUUUGGAAGAAUGUAGUCCAGCUGUUGAUUGUUAGAAUUAUAAAAGGACCCAGACCAUGUAGGAUGCAGGAAGUGAAGCAUUUUUAUUGUGAAAAGGUGAGGAAAGGUAGCAUCAGAGUUAAGGCGUUAUUAAUCAGUGCAUGUGGAGACGAACAUGUGGAUCAUUUUUGCUUAGAAAUGCAUGCCGUUGUGCUUUUAUUUUCUUAAUUUUCUUUAAAUUGUGCUAUAUGGGAGGUGGGCCGCUCUAUGCUUCUUUCAGCACCACUCCCCUCCUCAAAUGUGUUGGGAAUGUGAAAAAGGAGGGCUAGAGGUGGUGGAAACUGGUACUGCACUGACUUGUUGAUUUUGUCUUUUACCUCCCUUGCUAAUGUCAUUGUGGAUAUCAUAAGUCGAGACACUGGACUCCCCCCUUUUUGUUGCCUUAGUCCUGGUAGCAUUUUUUUUGCCCUUGAGAGACUUUUUUGCUUGUGCUAAAUUUUGUAAAGCUGAUAAGUGUUUGGUGUUUAUGAGAGGAUUCCUAGAGAGAGGUGUAAGAGAAAAAGCCGUUACAUAAGAGGCAGAUGUGAAAUACAGGGAGUAAGACCAGGGUCAAUGAGUCUGAUAGGAGGUAUCAGAUGUUGAAUUCCCUUCACUACAGUGUCACUAGAAGGACAAAAAGAUUGUGAGAGAAGCUGGAUGAGGCCACAGAUGACAAAGAUCCCUAAGAGAAAUUAGAUUUUAAAGGAGCUGGAUGAGUCCAGCCCUCUUUUACAGGCUUUUAUUUUCAAAUUCUAGUGUAUUUAUCCAACAAUAUGCAAAUGCAGCUUCAGACACCCCCUGCAAUCCAAUCAGAGGCCUGCGCCCCCUAUCAAUACACUCUCCAAUUUGGCUUUCAGGCUUUGUGUGAGUGCGUAGAUGUUUGAUGUCUGUCUGUGUGAAUGAGCGACUGUGGAGGUGGAAACAGCUUUUGGCUUUGGUGCCUUUGCUUCGACGUGAGAUUUAAAAAAAAAUAUAUGAAAAAAUUCGCCACAAGUGACAGAUGGCAAUUUUUAGUGGCCCUACAAUGCUGCAGUCCAUUAGCUUACAUUGAAACUUCCUCCUUUUUUUAAGUCUGUUUAAUCGCUCAGCUUAGUCUGCCCCGAGAGUAGUAGAAUUAGGCGUUCUUUUUAAAGCAUGGCCAACAAUUCAUGGAGUUAAAAAACACAAAAUGUUAAAAAAAGAGUAGAAUGUAUUUGUUGAUGGAGCAAGCAAUGUGUAAGUGUGCGUGUGCAUGAGUUUUCGGGGUGUUCAGUGUCUGUGCGAGUUGUGAACAAUGACCAGUGUUUGUUCCUGUUGAUUAUGAGGUGUUGUUGAUCAUUUUGAUAUUGGUCAGUUAUUUAUUCUUAUUAGUCAGUAAAAGAAAAAAAUAGCCCCUCACAUAUUCUGUGCAUCACUAUGUAGGAUUCAAGGGUUUGAAAACAUGACAGAGAUGCUGUUCAGAUCAUAGAAAAUGCCUGUUGUUGAUAUUUCUGAAAGCGCCAAACGCCUUACUUCAAUGUUUAAUCUCUUAUCUAUCUGAAAACUCUGUGUUUGAAAAGUGAACCUUAGUACAAGUGACAUCGUUAUCCACACAGGAGUCCUUCUAUGGGGUUUUACG